AGUAUGAGAAACAUCAGCGAAGCAUCCGUGGGGUUAGAGCAACCAAGAAGUACGUUGCAAGAUGAGAGUCCUCUUCUUGCUUGGCGUUCUAUUUUUAUUCCGUGGUUGUGAUUGCAUAGCUGGGUAUCACUGCAUUGAUGAAGCUUGCUUGCGUAAGACUUUACUCACAGCCUAUGACAAUCACGUUCGUCCGGUGAAGAAGGCAUCUAGUCACGUUCCUGUCUGGAUAACUAUCACACCAAUAAAAAUACGUGAGCUGGAUGAAAAGAAUCAUAAUAUAGAAUUAGAUACUUGGCUCACCGUGAAAUGGCAUGACGAAUAUCUGAAAUGGGAUCCAAACGACCACCACGGCAUUAAUAAUUUAGUACUCCCGGUAUCUGAUAUAUGGAGGCCAGAUAUUACACUCUACACUGGUACACCGGAUUCAUCUGUUAUUCCAUCCAUGACGACAAAUUCCGUAAUCAGAAGCAAUGGUGACAUCAUUUGGGUUCCACCAUACACAAUCAAGAGCCGCUGUCCAGUCAGCCAGAAGCACCGACGCAGAGUAAGAAGCCCUGGUGCUUCCCCCUAUACUUCAAGAGAGAGAAGAAUGGAAAGUAUCCAGUACAGGUCAAGUACAGAUAGACACGAAGAGAGACAUAGCGACGAACUCAUUUGCAGCAUUGCCAUUGGUUCUUGGACUUUAAGUGAAAACUUAGUGGAUUUGAAACCUUUAUCGGACAAAGUGGAUAUGUCUAACUUUGACGAUGGACACCAUGAUUGGACAUUAGACACUGUAACUUCACGUCGUGUCUCAAAGUAUUACGACUGUUGUGAGGAACCUUAUGCACACAUAAAUUUUACUUUGACCUUUCGAAGGCACGAUCACCAUUGAUGAAGAAAAACUCCCACGCAGUACGCUUAAGAUUUCAUAAACGUUUCAUAAACGUUUUAAAAUAGCUGACACAACGUGACUAACCAUUUUCAAAUGUUUAAGAAAUGAAGUAUGCUACCUGGGAUGAUUCUCGAUAGUCGCCAAUGCUACAAAGUGGAACUGUUACAUAAAUUAGGUUUUUGAAAAGAAACUGAAUGGCAUGCAUGAAAGAUGGUUGUCGUAUUCUUAUUCGGUGACAUUAUAACGCUUUCCAAAUGACAAACAGAUUGAUGCAGGAAAAUAUAACUAUACUUAUAUCCAAGAAAAUGUUCUUUCUUUGCUAUCUUUGCGAUUUAAUUUCUAAAAAUACAUUUUACUUCAAACCAGAUACACUUAAAAAUUCAGGAAACUUUUAGGGUAAAUAUUACAGUAGAAUUCAACAUUGGGACAUAUUGGUUGAAAGCGUAUAAUUCAAUUUCCCCACUUCUUUUACAAAUCCCAUUCAGUAUAGGUGCUAGCGCACCGUUCUGCAAACAAUAAUAAGGCAAGUUCAAAUCCUAUCAAUUGUAUCUUUUUCUUUUGAAUCAGUUAAAUUAGCCAAAGCAUUUUCUUCAAUUCUCCAGUCGACUUCUACAGUAAACUAGGUUUUUUUCAUUAGCUAUAUAUUUUUACAAAUGUUUUACGUUAUAAAUUAUUUCUAGUUUAGGAGGAUUAUGCAAGAGGAGGACUAUGAAGAUGGCCAUUAAAAACGUUAACUCAAGUUUCUAGUUGCACGUUCUCAUUUUUACCUUGCAAUAAUUAUAUUUCACAAAACUAACCGUUUUUAUUAUUAUUUUUUUAAAUUUAUUUUUUGUUUUAAACCGGGUUGAUGAUGUUUGGUAGAUUGUUUUCAUUGUUAUUUAAUCAAAAGAAAACCAACUGCCUUGUCCUGUUUCAGGUACACUUAGGAUUUUUUUUACCACUCCUUUACCUCAAAACUAAAAAUGUUACCUCUUAUUACG
Molecule: messenger RNA, 1854 nt
Organism: Uloborus diversus
Lineage: Eukaryota; Metazoa; Arthropoda; Arachnida; Araneae; Uloboridae
Product: neuronal acetylcholine receptor subunit alpha-6-like
Exons: 5
Coding region: 62-874 (270 amino acids)
Biological process (GO): chemical synaptic transmission; signal transduction; nervous system process
Cellular component (GO): synapse; membrane; neuron projection
Molecular function (GO): neurotransmitter receptor activity; transmembrane signaling receptor activity; extracellular ligand-gated monoatomic ion channel activity
Source: RefSeq, a predicted model, not a curated record